AUGAAGAAGGCUCCUGCAGUAACAAGCGUUAAGUCUGCACCCCCGAUGAAGACAGCGAGUCUGGUGGUUGGGGCUGGGUCUGCUUCUGUGAGUGCAGCGGUUUCACCACGAAAGGAGGCAGCAAAAGGCAAACAAAAAGCGCAACCAAAGCAAGGUGCAUCUUCAUCUUCUUCAAACAACAAGACUGGAGGAGCAUCUACUAACAAGACUGGAGCUGCUUCGUCAUCGUCAUUAGCAUCCAAACGGAAUAACAAAUUAAGGGUAGGCUAUAAAGGUGCUUUUGUUGCCGUUUGCUAUGGCUCUCCUGAGGGGGACAGCCAUAACAAGCGGGAGAAACGAACACCAAAACCCUACCUCUAAACAAAGCCGGCGCAGCCACUUCUAGCUCGUCUAAGGAGUCUUCAUCAGCGGCUCCAGGCGGUAGCAAAAAGACCAAUAAGCCUAGUACCACAUCAACUACUAACACAAGAUCAGGAGCAAGAGCAUCCAACACGGGUGGUGCAUCCUCGAAAGGCCCUGCAGCAAAAGCAAAAGCAGCAAGUGUACCGAAGAAGGCUGCGGCACCUAAAAAGGGCCCCGCAUCGAAAAAGGUCGAGCCAACUGCAAAGGCAAAAAGCAAGAGCAUACCAGUCCAAAAGAACACCGCGAUGAAGAAGAAGUGAAGGACACAGCACUUUUAUUAGCGUGAAAAAAACUGUCUGAGCCCCAUCAAAGCGUUAACAAUUUCCCCACAAGCUCAUUAUCCGGAGGCUUUCACAUGAUCUUCGCAACUAGGUUCACAUGACGCCAUUCAUUGAAAUCAAAGUGAAGUAGGUCGUCCUCAAUUCAUAUUGAUAUUUUUUGCAGAAAAUAAAAAUAAGGUUGUUCGUUGUAACCGUCAGGAAUUUUAUCCAUGUUCGUUGUAACCGUCACUCCAUGCCAGCACAGUUAACACGGAAACGAUCCUCGUCACAUUCCCAAAAAUCUGUAUCUGGUGUGCUGAUCCCCGACACAGAAAUAAGAAGUGGUUCACGAUUUGAAUCAGGAUUUGCAGCCUUCAACCUGAAGUUCGUACUUCUUCCGACAGGAGCAUAUAUUCUAUUUCAUCUAUGACACAUGCAUCACUGACGCGGUU
Molecule: messenger RNA, 1114 nt
Organism: Amoebophrya sp. A25
Lineage: Eukaryota; Dinophyceae; Syndiniales; Amoebophryaceae
Source: the annotation of a GenBank genome assembly